Lolium perenne is the source of this 1274-nucleotide messenger RNA. The record is from RefSeq and is a predicted model, not a curated record. Lineage: Eukaryota; Viridiplantae; Streptophyta; Magnoliopsida; Poales; Poaceae.
CAUGCAGACCUAAUAAAAACUCAGUAAAAUUGUUGGUGAUGAAACUUGGAAGGGCUGCUACGGUAUAAUUGAUGCAGUGGAUGCAGAGGACGAAGCGUCGAUGGUUAAUUUUUGUUAAUUCCUAUUAGUCUGAAAUAUGAAUCCUAGCUCGUAUGGAAGUGGCACUACAGACAGUCUGACAGAAGGGUACCACUUCAGAUUCAGAAUACUACUGAGCUAUUCUCACAAGUCCCAGCGCAAGGCGCUUGCGGCCGAAACCCGACAGGCCUACCGCCCUGCCGAAUCAGUCCACACUCCUCCCUCCCAGUCUCUCUUUCGCAUCACUACACCCACCUGAGCGUUCCCUUCUCUACCUCCCCGCCGAUGCGGUCUUCUCCUACCGUCGACGAUGCUCCGUGCCCCUCCCCCUCUGGAUUCUCGAUUUGUCCUGAUACUAACUCGAGUUAGCAAUUUCUUUCCGAUUUUUGUCAAUUUCUCGCAUGCAAGUAAGGGGAUAAUCCAGAAGCGAAGAGCUAUCUCCCGGAGGGGCGGCCGCUUUGGCCCAGGCGGUUGUGCUGCUGGCCUUGGGCCGGCUGCUUGUUCCUGCGUGUGCGUAGCUACGCGACCGUGGCGGUGGUUGGCGCUGCGGGGCGCGGUAGGCGAGGGUGUGUGCGCGCGGCGAUGCUCGUGGUGGGCGUGCGGCGAUGCGCGUGGUGAUGGACGAUGUUGCCAGAUGGACGGAGGCACGCGGCCUGGGCGCUGCUGAGCCGCUGCGCGCAUGGGCGGAGGAUGUGGCUGAUGGGAACAUUCGCGCCAGAAGGAGGUGCCGCCAGGCCCCCAGAGCCGUCGGCGCCGGCCAGGCUCGACCCCAUGGUCCUGACAUGGUUGGAGCAAGCGCAGAACUUGUGGCGGCCUGCAGUGAGAGGCCUAAGGUGAAUUGUGAGGAGAAAAGAGGAAUCUCCAUUUCGGCCAAAUUCUGGGACAGGGUUGGCCAGUCUCGCACCGAGCCAGACAGUGCCACCGCUGGCUGGAGCGGGUUCAAUCUGGAGUUGUGCUGGCUGGGCCUGGGAGAGCUGCUGCAAGCUGUUAGAGUUUACUUAGCGUUAGAGUUAAGCUAACAAGCAGUUAGCUUUGUCAUUAAGCUAACUACCUUGUAGUUAACAUGUAGCGUUGUCCAAACGCCAAUCACGUCUGUUCACAACAGACACUACCUUGUAAACCGCCAUUGAGGCGCCUGUACAGGGGCUAUAUAUAGCCCAACAAUCAAUCAAUAGAAUCACCUUUUUUGGAUUCAA